GCAUUCCACACUCCAUCACUCCAUACUAUCCAUUCAUAACCGCAAACAUGCCGCAAACCCUCAAACUAGCCGUCUCCCAAUCCCGAACUCUCUCCACGCUGAAAGAAACCCUCGCCUCCCUCGAAGCCACCACCCGCCAAGCAGCCUCGCAAGGCGUCGACCUCAUCCUCUUCCCCGAAGCCUUCCUCGGCGGCUAUCCGCGAACAUGUGCCUUCGGUGCCGCGGUGGGGCAGAGGACUGAUGAUGGGAGAGAACAAUUCUUGCAAUACUUCAAGGGUGCGGUUGACAUGGGGGACACGCCAUUGGGAGGCGGAGACGACUGGGUGGAGAGGAAGCUGCCGCUCGCCAAGGGACAGGAUCGUCGGGGCGAUGGAACGAGAGAGUUUCUUGAGCGCGUAGCGAAGGAGACGGGAGUCUUUGUCGUUACUGGACUGGUCGAGAGAAGCGGUGGCAGUCUUUACUGCGCUGUCGUCUACGUCUGCCCCAAGCUGGGAUGUCUGGGCAAGAGACGAAAGGUCAUGCCAACCGGAUCUGAACGCCUCGUCUGGGCCCAGGGCUCGCCAAGCACCCUUCGAGCCGUCACUACCACAAUCAAGGGGGUGAAAUUGAGACUGGCGGCCGCCAUCUGCUGGGAGAACAUGAUGCCUCUGCUUCGCUACUCCCUCUACUCGCAGAAUGUCAAUCUUUGGCUUGCUCCAACUGCAGAUGCUCGGCCGACUUGGUGGCCUCUGAUGCGCACGAUAGGCAGUGAAGGGCGUUGUUUUGUGCUCAGCGCCAUCUCUUGCGUGUCGAGGAAGAACCUACCGUACUGGGCGGAUGGUGCGGUUCCGAGCUUGACCGCCGUUGGCGAAGUGGAUGGCAUCAACGGUGUGAAAGACUCCUCCCCAGCUCCAGCAUCUCGGCAUGUGAGGCGACGUAGCACCGUCACCGUGCAAGCAGGAAAUCAUGACCUCGUCUUGCCGUCUACAGAAGAAGAAUCAGCAGUCCUGUCACCUGCGCCGAGUGCACCAGCAGCUCUCAAACCUACGAAGAACAGCGUGGGAGACGAAUUCGCUUGCCGCGGUGGCAGUUGUAUCGCUGGCCCCAUGGGACAGGAUCUGGUUGAGCCGCUCUGGGAAGUUGAGGAUGGGGGACUACUCGUCUACGAUGCGGACUUUGAAGACUGUGAACGUGGACGACUGGACUUGGACGUUGCUGGACAUUAUUCGCGUAACGAUGCAUUCAAAUUGACUGUGGAAGGACUCGAUAUCACACCUGCCUCGUAGCGAGAAUUUCGCCAGCGAGAAGACUGCAUGACUAUUAUACUACAAAGGA
Neohortaea acidophila is the source of this 1314-nucleotide messenger RNA. Its product is annotated as carbon-nitrogen hydrolase. The transcript has a single exon. The coding region runs from base 48 to 1265 and encodes 405 amino acids. The record is from RefSeq and is a predicted model, not a curated record. Gene Ontology annotation, molecular function: catalytic activity. NCBI's taxonomy places the organism in Eukaryota, Fungi, Ascomycota, Dothideomycetes, Mycosphaerellales, Teratosphaeriaceae.